AUGCCCGACCUCAUGUCUGUACAUCAUGUGGGAACUCUUUCAAACGCAGGUGUGUGCGAGCUUAAGGUAUACCAAGUAAGGUCAGUGAACUCACCUUUGAAAUUCAGCGAUGCACUACGCCGCCAUGAGAGGACUUGCAAGUCUCGUGGCUCCUUCAGGGCUGAGGGCCACUCUGAACACCAAGAAUAUGUCAAUCCAGAUGAGAUACACCAGCCCAAACGAGUGUGUCUUGCAAUAGAAACACACGGAAAUGCAGUAUCACCAACCGUGAAUGAUCCCCAGGUCCUUGGCUCUGUCCUAUCUCCCUUUGACCUCUCAACAGUCCCUAGUGACCUUUCUUUCGAAAAUGAAAGCGAAGUUGCCAACAUAUCAUCUGAGCCGCAUUUGCAGAAUGAACACAAUCUCUCAUAUCAUUCAAAUGAGAAUAUCUCUUUUUCAGACCCAUCCCUUGACCCGACACACGAUUUAUUGCAAAGCAUGCCCUCACCUCUCGACUUCUCGACUUUAGAUCUUCUCUUCUCCUCACAGAUAACUUCAGAUAUUAUCCAAGCUGAGAAGCUAGAGUAUCUUGCAUAUUUCACCAGUUCAAUGGGAAUGUCCACAUUCACGGACCGCGAAUCGUUCCGAUGGAGACAGAAAUUGGUUGCAGAUGCUUAUGAGGACAAAGUUACCUCAAAAAGGAGACAAGUCUCCAAAACAAACCAAAAAGUACCUCCGAUAAUAGUGUCUGAUACUUUAGCCCCCAAGUCCCUGGAGCUGAUGCGAAGCCUACGGAAUAUCAUUUGCAAUAAAAGAAACAACGAUGUGAUCACAUUUGACUGGUCAUCUGAAACUCAUGACCAGUGCCAGAUAUUCUUCUCAACGCCAAAUAUCCGUCGUUUCCUAGAAUACUUCUGGUCUCUCUGGUAUCCGAAUUGCCCUAUUAUCCACAAGCCUCUUUUCAAUCCGCACACCGCGACUCCUGGGUUGCUAUCUGUGAUGACAGUUAUUGGUGCAUGUCUAUCUCCCUAUCAAGAGGACAGCAAGGCGGCUAGGAAGUGGCUUGAUAGCAUUGAGGAACUUAUCUUUUCGCAUGAGUGCUUCCGGGAUAAUUCUUCACCCAGAAACAAUGACUCGAAGUGGAAGAAGGAGCGACUACAGAGUAUACAGGCUGGAUAUCUAGUCUGCUCGCUACAGAAGCGAGAAGGUCCCGGGGAGGCGCAGGCCAGGAUUAGACGGUAUCGCCAUGCGUCGAUGGUAACUCUUGCAAGACAUGUUGGAAUUGGGAAUGCCUCCCAUAGACACCUGAAAGUCCAUGAUAGUUCGCAAGCGUGGUGGCAACAAUUUGCGGAAGAGGAGGAAAUGAUGAGAACAAUUAUAUUCGUCUUUCUCAUCGAUGCAGCACUUGUCAUAUUCCACAACUCACCACCUCGAUUAAUGGUCUCCGAACUAAAGAUGGAUGUCUCUUGCCCAGAGGCAUGUUUCCAGGCCGAAUCAGCAACCGAAUGCCUGUCACAUUUCGAACAAUGGACCGAGACUCGGUUCUGGCGAAACAGACUAUCGAUCGUGUCAGUUGUGCGGCAGAUUUGUCAGGCUGAAAUCAAUGAAGACUUGGUUCAAGAGUUCUCUAAAAUUGGGACUUUGAAUCUAUUCACAAUGGUUCAAGCCAUCCAUUCUCUCAUGUUCCACCUACAGAACUCUCUCAUUUUUGAGACAACCUUGGCCCCGGUGCAGACAGGUCUUGAAAACUGGAGACGAAUCUGGGAUAAAAGAAUACCAGAAGACAUCGAUAUUCCCGAGACACCCGAAACUAUAUGGAAACUCGUUGGUUUUCUCCGCCACGCAUCGGAAUUCUGGCAUUUGGCGCGGAUUAAAUCCGCCAAGAUCAUCUCGGCAGAGGACGAUGCCCAGACCGAAAAUGAAGAUACAUAUGAGGCAUCAAGAUAUGACCACACAGAUAUGGGAGAUGUCAAUGGAUUGAUCAUGGAGUAUCGAAGAAUGAAUUUGGGGAUGGUUUGA
Molecule: messenger RNA, 1998 nt
Organism: Penicillium arizonense
Lineage: Eukaryota; Fungi; Ascomycota; Eurotiomycetes; Eurotiales; Aspergillaceae
Product: transcription factor domain-containing protein
Exons: 3
Coding region: 1-1998 (665 amino acids)
Biological process (GO): regulation of transcription by RNA polymerase II; DNA-templated transcription
Cellular component (GO): chromatin
Molecular function (GO): RNA polymerase II cis-regulatory region sequence-specific DNA binding; DNA-binding transcription factor activity, RNA polymerase II-specific; zinc ion binding
Source: RefSeq, a predicted model, not a curated record